UGUACAGUCUUAUAUGUGCUUGUAGUGAAUAUGAAAAAAGUUAUGUAUACAGUACCGUUAUACAUCAUACAUUAGCAUAUUGGCCACGCCCCCACUCAUUCGAUAUGGUAGAAAAUAGCGAAAGAGUUGCUCUCUAAAAUAAAGCACGAAAAACAGCUGCCCGUGGAGUUUAAGAAAUAUCAAUAGCAAACACACGGUCAUCAACGGUGUCGGUGAUAUGAAAUUAAUUCGUUUCUGAAAGUAGGAUAAUAAAGUGCAGCAUGUGGAGUGUCAGUUAUCCGAGUCUCCUCCCUCUCGGUAUUUAAGCAUCUGCUCCAUCCAUGACACACUCAAGUUUUCCGAGUCAGCACUGAGAGUUUCUCCAGCCAAGUCAAAGUCCUUCACCCACAGGAGCUUUAAACCGCUGUGGAAUUAAUAAUAUGAUAUGAACUGGAUACAUCGGUGUCCUCAACUCAUAGUGUGUUUUUAAACUGCGCGUCUCUGUCUGAGCCGAGGAACAUCAUCUCAACAUUACUAGGGACUGAAGAAGAAGAUGAGAUCUCUGCUGCUCGUCUGUGUGUUUGUGCUGCCUCUGCAAACACUAGCGCUGCCGCUGCGCAACAGGUCGAGUUUUCCCAGCAAACCCGGGAAGCUUCCAGAAACACGGGGUGGUAAUGCCAUGGAAACCACCACCAUUCCUUCAAUAGCUUCGAGUGCCGGGGCAAGAGAGCGCCGUGCGGUCUGGAGGGCCCUCCUGCAUAAAGGACCCCCGGCGAAACAGGCCAACACACCAGCCAAUCAAAACAAGGAACAUUUCCGAGAACGUCGCCAUGUGCUCAGAGGUCGCCCGCAGGGUCAGCUGAUGCGUGUGGGAUGCAUCCUCGGCACAUGUCAGGUACAAAACCUCAGCCAUCGUCUCUAUCAGCUGAAAGGCCAGAGUGGACGGCAAGACGCACCAAUCAAUCCCAGAAGUCCACAUAGUUAUGGAUAAGACUAUGAUUGAACUCACAGUAAAAAUCUAUCCAAAAAUGUGACUACAGAAGACCACCGACACCAGCGGGCGACCAAUUAACAAUUUACAGGCGUCCUGUCACGAGAAAUUGAAUUCUCUUGAUCUUUUGAAAUAAAAGAGUAAUUUAAUGAGCUUUAAACUCAAAACUUCUUUCCCCAAACAAGCAUUUACUGAAACAAGAACAACUUGUUAUGAACUUCUGCAACUUUGACGUCAUUUAACAUUAGCAUAAGGUAUGAUCGCCAACAUUAACCUGCAAGCUUCUACGUAAAUCUUCAGAAACUUGGCCUGGCUUUUCAUAUGGAGUAGUAUAUCACUCCUAAAUAACGGGAAUAAGGGGAAGUUUAAGAAACUAAACUGUGUGUAGCACCUACAGCUCUGCAGAUACGUCUGAAGUUUAUUUUUCAGACCUGGAGUUUUCAUUUCAGUAUGGAUUGUUUCAUGAAUCUCUUUAAUGACUUAAAGUACAGUAAUCCAACUUUGGAGCCAAUAGAAAACACUACUUACUAAAAAAAACAACUUAGUGGAUCUCAGGGAAGAGAAUAUAAUUGUAAACAUUAUAUGUCUCCCUUUAACAAUCAGUUGUCCUUUUCUAAAGGUCAAAUUCAGAAUAAAGCCUUAAUUUCCCACUUCUGAUACGUCAUGCCCUUCUGUAAUGAAGUGACUUGAACGUUCAUUAUCUUAACAGUAAUCCCACACCGUCUCUCGUGCUCUAAACCAAGACAAAUCGCCCUUGACUGAGCCACCUUAAGCCCAACAGAGCUUCAGCGUACUCUUACACCUUAAGAGUAAACAUCCUGAAUUUGGACAGUUAAGCUGUACUUAUUUAUGAAUCUAACUGCAUUAGAUAAAAAUGAAAAAAGUGGUUAUUUAAAAGAUUUUUCAGCGAAUAACUUAAUUUUUAAGUUGUUCAAAGAUGUUUAAAAUUCCAAAAUGCUCCAAAAAUUGCAGUUAGUUCUGAGAAAAAGCUCAUCAUUUUCUUGCAGAUACCAUUCGAUUUGAUAUUUUGUCAUCUUAACAGUAACUGUUUUUAAACAGGUUUCCGGCGCUCUCCUCCCAUCAGCCAUUGGCUAGACAAACAGAUGGUCCCGCCCCAAACUCACACUAUUGGCUGAGCCGACGUCAACUCAGACACACACUGUUUACACUCUUCGGGGAAAUGAAAGUCUUACUUCUAGCCGUCUCUGCACUUUACACUAGGAUUGGAGAAAGUAUUUUCACUUCGAAAAAUUACACACAGUCACUUUAAGUGUCCACUUACCUUGUGGGACCACUGUAUAUUCCCAUUUAAACUUUUAAAACGUCAAACUUUCAACACUGACUGAUCGCGUAUGUCGCACAUGCCAGUCUAACAACAUAAAAUCACAAAUACAAAUAAAACAUAGGAGACAAAUAUAAACACAUCUUCAGUUUGUUAUAGUGUGUCAGUGGUGGAAUGUCUGCUUUCCUUAUGUUCACAUAUAGGUCAAAUGUUGCUAUUAAACAUAAAGCACUUUAAAAGCAACAUGAUCAUCACCUUCUUUAAUGCCAUUGACUUGGAAGAGAUGUUAUUUAAUUUAAGUUAACAAAAGUUUGUGUAAAUAUUUUGUAAGUGUAUAUGACUGAAUGUUUAUAGUUAUGUGUCAGUGCUGUGUAUUUUAAUAUGAUUUAGCGGUUUCAAUAAACAAAUGCAAAUG
Messenger RNA from Carassius gibelio (silver crucian carp), 2667 nucleotides. RefSeq names its product adrenomedullin 2b (gene adm2b). The record is from RefSeq and is a predicted model, not a curated record. Gene Ontology annotation, molecular function: hormone activity. Gene Ontology annotation, cellular component: extracellular region. The coding region runs from base 533 to 970 and encodes 145 amino acids. The transcript is spliced from 3 exons. NCBI's taxonomy places the organism in Eukaryota, Metazoa, Chordata, Actinopteri, Cypriniformes, Cyprinidae. Gene Ontology annotation, biological process: positive regulation of heart rate; regulation of systemic arterial blood pressure; adenylate cyclase-activating G protein-coupled receptor signaling pathway.